CCACAGUGACCCUUAUCCCCACUGUGUUUACCCAGGCUGCGGUAGGGGCCGACACGGCCCCCUUGGCCCAGGGGCGGGAGCUGGCCUGGGGGAUAUAAGCAUCCGCUGAGGGGGCACCCAGAGCGCCGCACCCCCAGAGUCCUGCCCAGCCCCCCAGCCCUGCCAAGAUGAAGGUGCUGGUGGCCGCCCUGCUGCUGCUCUGCGCCUGCUGCCUCCAGGCCGCCCUGGUGAGGCGUGGCAUCCCAGACGAUGAGGCCACCCCCCUGGGCACCGACGAUUUCUUCACCCAACACUUCCAGUCCUUCUCCGACUUUGUGACCAAGGACCUGCCCCAGAAGCUGCAGACGGAGAAGCUGCGCAGCCAGGCUGAGGCCUACCUGGACCGGGCCAACAAGCAGCUGGCCCCGCUGGCCCAGGAGCUGCAGAGCAACUUCUACAACUUUUUUUCCUCCCUGGUGGACAUGGUCAAGGCUGAGGGGCAGCCCUGAGCCCCACCAUGACAGCCCCUGCACACCCCCCCGUGACAAUAAAGCUCUGAAGCCGC
Molecule: messenger RNA, 544 nt
Organism: Grus americana (Whooping crane)
Lineage: Eukaryota; Metazoa; Chordata; Aves; Gruiformes; Gruidae
Product: apolipoprotein A-II-like
Exons: 3
Coding region: 168-488 (106 amino acids)
Biological process (GO): lipid transport; lipoprotein metabolic process
Cellular component (GO): extracellular region
Molecular function (GO): lipid binding
Source: RefSeq, a predicted model, not a curated record